UCCAACACAACUUGAUUUUCUCAUUCAACAGAAACCACAAAUGGCCACUCAAUACCGCGAACUUGGAAAAACUGGAGUUAAAGUACCUGCCAUUGGCCUUGGCUGCAUGGGCAUGUCUGAAUUUUAUGGAGAAAGCGACGAAUCCGAAAACUUGAAGGUGUUGCAGCACGCUAUCGACAUUGGAUGCAACUUCUGGGAUACUGCUGAUAUGUAUGGCUGGGGUCGCAAUGAAGAAUUGAUCGGCAAGAUCCUCAAGUCUCAACGUGAUAAGGUCUUCAUUUGCACAAAAUUCGGUAACAUGCGUGGUCCCAACGGUGAAUUCCUCGGUGUUAACGGAACCCCAGAAUACGUUCGUCAACAGUGCGACAUCAGCAUGAAGCGUCUAGGUGUUGAUGUGAUCGAUUUGUACUACCAACACAGAGUCGAUCCCAACGUUCCUAUUGAGGAAACCAUCACCGCCAUGGCUGAACUUGUCAAGGAGGGUAAGGUUCGCUAUCUCGGUAUGUCCGAGUGCUCUGCAGAAACCCUUCGCCGCGCCUACAAGGUUCAUCCUAUUGCCGCUGUACAAAUGGAGUAUAGCCCUUGGUCGCUUGAUAUUGAGAAGAACGGUUUACUGGAUGCCGCCAAGGAGUUGGGCGUUACCAUUGUUGCAUACUCCCCAUUGGGCCGCGGUAUGUUGACUGGAGCUUACACCAAGGCAGAGGACUUUGAGGAAGGUGAUUUCCGCCGAUACGCACCACGAUUCCAAGGUGAAAAUUUUGCAAAGAACUUGAAGCUGGUCAAGAAGUUGGAGGAACUUGCAGCCAAGAAGGGCGUGACAGCUAGCGAGUUGACUCUCGCUUGGGUCCUUGCUCAAGGCUUUAUUGCUAUCCCCGGCACCAAGAAGAUCAAGUAUUUGGACUCCAACUUUUCCGCUGACAAGAUUCAAUUGACUGCUGAGGAAAUCCAAGAAAUUCGUGACAUUAGCGAAGCAGCUGAAGUUGCUGGAGAGAGAUAUCCUGCUGCUCAUUUGGCAAGCACCAAUAUUUAAAUGCUUUGUCAUAAAUAAAUUAAAAAUGUUGUUCUUUGGUUAAAUA
Umbelopsis ramanniana AG is the source of this 1076-nucleotide messenger RNA. RefSeq lists its product as uncharacterized. The record is from RefSeq and is a predicted model, not a curated record. The transcript has 4 exons. The coding region runs from base 41 to 1030 and encodes 329 amino acids. Gene Ontology annotation, cellular component: cytoplasm. Lineage: Eukaryota; Fungi; Mucoromycota; Umbelopsidomycetes; Umbelopsidales; Umbelopsidaceae.